Molecule: messenger RNA, 1002 nt
Organism: Brachypodium distachyon (stiff brome)
Lineage: Eukaryota; Viridiplantae; Streptophyta; Magnoliopsida; Poales; Poaceae
Product: OPA3-like protein
Exons: 4
Coding region: 208-720 (170 amino acids)
Biological process (GO): regulation of lipid metabolic process
Cellular component (GO): mitochondrion
Source: RefSeq, a predicted model, not a curated record
CAAAACGCGAAAAUCCCUAAAACGAUAGUCCACUUUCCCAUCCGUUCUGUUUCUCAGGUUCCUCGCUCCAUCGAAUCGAAUCGAAUUUCCCCCGAGUCCCCAACUCUCCUCCCCAUCCCCGGAUCGCCCAGGCCUCCUACGACCCGCGCCCACCAUUCGAGGAGGAGGAAGGGCGGAGGAGGAGGCCAAAGACCGCCGCCGCUGCCAAUGGCGCUGCCGGUGGCGAAGCUGGGGACGCUGUUGCUGCGGACGCUAUCCAAGCCCAUCGCCAGCCGCCUCAAGAGCCAGGCCGCCGUCCACCCCAAGUUCCGCGACUUCAUCGUCAGUAUCGCUCAGGUAAACCAUCGUAUCACCACAAGGAUACAGAGGCGCAUUUAUGGUCAUGCAACAAAUGUGGAGAUCAGGCCUUUAGAUGAGCAGAAAGCAGUACAAGCUGCUACAGAUCUCAUUGGAGAAGGCUUCAUCUUUUCGGUUGCUGUCGCAGCUUUAAUUUUUGAGGUGCAAAGAAGUGCAAGGUCAGAGGCUAGAAAGGAGGAAGCUCGUAAACAGGAACUUGAGGAAUUGAGACAAAGAGAAGAGAGGUUAGCUAAAGACUUGGAAGAUCUUAAACUCAAGCUGGGUGAACUUGAGCGCCUAGCCAAAGGACGAGGCCUUUCUGGAAUAUUGAACUUCAAAGGUGUCAGUGGAGGAGAAAGCGGCAAGGCAGCAACACCAGCUUGAUAUAUCAGUUCAACUUUGGUCAGGAAAAACAGGAUGUUGGUGUUGCCAAGAUGAUGCGCACGGCACCUGAAAUUGGCUAAUCGGUUUCCUAAUUCUUGUGUCGCAUUUCCAUGAUUCUAUUUGACAUGCCCAUUGUUUCGGUGAGUUGGAUCAAAUUUUAUGGUGAUUGAUCCAUUAGACACGCUGAAAUAAUACACUGUAAGGAAAAAAUCUGGUUACUUCUGUGCAAGUAACCCCAGAGCAAGAUAUAAAGAUGGAUGCAUUUUUCCUUCGGCUCGUUAA